Molecule: messenger RNA, 756 nt
Organism: Trifolium pratense (red clover)
Lineage: Eukaryota; Viridiplantae; Streptophyta; Magnoliopsida; Fabales; Fabaceae
Product: glycine-rich RNA-binding protein GRP1A-like
Exons: 2
Coding region: 102-560 (152 amino acids)
Molecular function (GO): mRNA binding
Source: RefSeq, a predicted model, not a curated record
UGUUCAGUAUAAAAUCACAAAAUAUCUUACACUGCAAUCUUCUACUACUUCUCUUAAAUAAUUUUUUUUUAUCCUAAAAUCUAGGGUUUAGUUUUUUAACAAUGUCUUCUGCAGAUGUUGAAUACCGGUGCUUCGUCGGAGGUCUUGCAUGGGCCACCGACAGCGACGCUCUUGAGAAAGCCUUCUCUUCCUAUGGCGAGAUCAUUGAUUCGAAGAUCAUUAACGAUCGUGAGACUGGAAGGUCAAGAGGAUUUGGAUUUGUGACUUUUGCUGAUGAGAAAUCAAUGAGAGAUGCUAUUGAAGGAAUGAACGGUCAGAACAUGGAUGGACGUAACAUUACUGUUAACGAGGCACAAAACAGAUCCAGUGGUGGAGGAGGUGGUGGUGGUGGGUAUGGUGGUGGUCGUCGUGAAGGUGGAUACAAUAGAAGUAGUGGUGGAGGUGGAGGAUAUGGUGGAGGAGGUGGUGGUGGUUAUGGUGGUGGUGGUAGGGACCGUGGUUAUGGUGAUGACGGUGGUUCCCGUUAUUCUCGUGGUGGUGGUGGUAACUGGAGGGAGUAGUUUUAUGACUUAUGAUUAAUAAUAAUGUUUAGUUGUUAGAUUAGAUGUUGGGAUCUAAUUUAUGUUAACUGUUUUGUUAUGGUUUCUUGUUUCUAGUAUGUGUGCACCUCUGAAUCUGGUUGUUGUGUAUAAACGAUCGAUUGAAAGGAUAAUUGGAAGUAACAAAGCUUAGAUCUAAUGAAAAUGACUUUGAUUA